GUCACAAUGAACAGCUGUCCCGCCGUGAACGUUUUAGCUUUAUUGGACUUUAUUUAUUGCUCACAAUCAUUAGCAUUAACAAUGUUGGUUGUUGUAGAUGGUUAGAUCAGGUCGACACACAGCGGAAGAGUCAGCGAGUUAAAUGUGAAAAGUGACAGCAGCAGCAGCAAGCAGUCGCAUUCUAAACCAGCAACCGGGCAGCAGAUCGCCCAGCGAGUGGAUGCUACGACGCACAGCCUGGCUGAGACGCAUCUAUUGUACCGCCACCGCCGCCGCCGCAUACGGAAACCGUGCGGAACGCGCCCCAUCCAGCGCCGUCAUGAGUAAAUUCUGCUGCACUGCCACCACCACCACGACGAUCGUAACACCCGUUCCGCGCCACAACAGUGUACUGACCCUAAACGGGGGCAAGAGCAUGGCCACCGGGCGUACUCCCUCCGAGGUGCUGUCGCCGCCGAUCCACCUCGCGGUCACACCGGAGACACUGGCGCGCAUCGAGCAGCGCCAGCAGACGGCCUUUGACUUCUUCGACGAGACACUGCAGCUGUACGGCGUGGAGCAGCUGAUAUUCUGCUUCAACGGCGGCAAGGACUGCACCGUGCUGCUGGAUCUGCUGAUGCGCUAUUGCCGCCAGCAGGGCAUCAGCAGCCGCGACAUACCCAUGCUGUAUAUCAAGUCGGACGAUGCCUUUGCGGAGAUCGACGAGUUUGUGGCGCGCUGCGUGCAGCACUACGACGUCCAACUGAUCGAGUACGAGGAGUCGCUGAAGGAGGCUCUCACCCACAUGUCGGCGGAUAUGCCCCGCAUCAAGGCCGUAUUUGUGGGCAGCCGCAACACGGAUCCCUACUGCGAGCACCUGGCACCCAUGCAGCCCACGGACAAUGGUUGGCCGCCGAUGAUGCGACUGAAUCCGCUGCUGGAGUGGUCCUACCAUGACGUCUGGCACUACAUUCACAUGAACAGCGUGGCAUACUGCCCGCUGUAUGAUCGGGGCUAUACCUCCAUUGGCUACAGGUCCAAUACGGUGCCCAAUCCGCAUUUGAAACGCCUCGACUCCAGCGACUUUCGUCCUGCCUGGGAGCUGGCGGAUCCCACGCUGGAGCGGGCAGGGCGCGUGGCGCGCAAGCAGUAGGGACUUUCUGCCUGUCUACUCUUUAAAAUUAGUUAGUCACAAACUGUACAUAUACAUAUAUUUGGGUGUUUUGGAUGCAUCGGACCUAUUGACGAUCUACAAAUAUAAAUUAAUUUUUUUUGUAUACCACUCAAA
Drosophila subobscura is the source of this 1267-nucleotide messenger RNA. RefSeq names its product FAD synthase (gene Flad1). Gene Ontology annotation, molecular function: FMN adenylyltransferase activity. The coding region runs from base 221 to 1132 and encodes 303 amino acids. Lineage: Eukaryota; Metazoa; Arthropoda; Insecta; Diptera; Drosophilidae. The record is from RefSeq and is a predicted model, not a curated record. Gene Ontology annotation, biological process: FAD biosynthetic process. The transcript has 3 exons.